AUGCUCGCCCGCGCCCUGCUGCUGUGUGCGGCGCUGGCCUGUCCGUUCCUUUUCGCUGCAGCCAACCCGUGCUGUUCGAACCCGUGUCAGAACCGAGGCGUUUGCAUGAGCGCCGGCUUUGAGCGGUACAAGUGCGACUGUACGCGAACCGGCUUCUACGGAGAAAACUGCACCACGCCUGAGUUCCUGACCUGGAUCAAGCGCUCUCUGAAACCCACCCCGAACACCGUGCACUACAUACUGACCCACUUCAAGGGCGUGUGGACCAUCGUCAAUAAAAUUCCCUUCCUGAGAAAUGCCAUCAUGAAAUAUGUUUUGACAUCCAGGUCACAUCUGAUCGAAAGCCCGCCAACCUACAAUGUACACUACGGCUAUAAAAGCUGGGAGGCUUUUUCCAACCUCUCCUACUACACCAGGGCGCUUCCCCCUGUGGCUAACGACUGCCCCACACCCAUGGGUGUGAAAGGAAAGAAAGAGCUCCCAGAUUCUAAGGACGUUGUGGAAAAGGUGCUUCUCAGAAGGAAGUUCAUCCCUGAUCCCCAGGGCACCAACAUGAUGUUUACCUUCUUUGCCCAGCACUUCACACACCAGUUCUUCAAGACAGACCACAAGCGGGGACCAGCCUUCACCAAAGGGUUGGGCCAUGGGGUGGACUUGAAUCAUGUUUAUGGUGAAACUUUGGACCGGCAGCAUAAACUGCGCCUUUUCAAGGAUGGAAAGUUGAAAUAUCAGAUCAUAGAUGGGGAGAUGUACCCACCCACGGUUGCUGAGACCCAGGUGUCUAUGAUCUACCCCCCGCACGUGCCCGAGCACCUCCGAUUUGCUGUGGGCCAGGAGCUGUUUGGGAUGGUGCCAGGGCUGAUGAUGUAUGCCACCAUCUGGCUGCGGGAGCACAACCGGGUAUGUGAUGUGCUGCGGCAGGAGCACCCGGAAUGGGAUGAUGAGCAGCUUUUCCAGACCAGCCGGCUGAUCCUCAUCGGAGAAACCAUCAAGAUUGUGAUCGAGGACUACGUGCAACAUUUGAGUGGCUACAACUUCAAGCUGAAAUUUGACCCAGAGCUGCUUUUCAGCCAGCAGUUUCAGUACCAAAACCGCAUUGCAUCUGAGUUCAACACCCUCUACCACUGGCACCCACUGCUGCCUGACUCUUUUCUGAUCAAUGACCAAGAGUACAGCUACCAGCAAUUUCUCUACAACAACUCCAUCCUGCUGGAGCAUGGUCUAACUGGAUUUGUGGAGUCUUUCAGCAGGCAGAUCGCUGGCAGGGUUGCUGGUGGAAGGAACGUCCCCCCUGCGGUUCAAAAGGUGGCCCAGGCAUCCAUCGAUCAGAGCAGACAGAUGAAGUACCAGUCCUUCAACGAGUACCGCAAGCGCUUUCUGCUUCGACCCUACCAGUCCUUUGAAGAGCUCACAGGAGAAAAGGACAUGGCAGCUGAACUGGAGGCUCUCUAUGGAGACAUCGAUGCCAUGGAGCUGUACCCUGCCCUGCUGGUCGAGAAGCCCCGUCCAGAUGCCAUCUUUGGGGAGACCAUGGUGGAACUAGGUGCCCCUUUCUCUUUAAAGGGCCUCAUGGGGAACCCCAUCUGCUCUCCUGAAUACUGGAAGCCCAGCACCUUCGGUGGUGAGGUGGGGUUGGAGAUCAUCAACAGUGCAUCCCUCCAGUCCCUCAUCUGCAACACGGUGAAGGGCUGUCCCCUCACAGCCUUCAACGUGCAGGACACUCCACACCCCAAAUCCGUCACCAUCAAUGCCAGCUCCUCACACUCCCGCCUCGAUGACCUCAACCCCACAGUCUUGAUCAAAGAGCGUAGCUCUGAGCUCUAG
Messenger RNA from Suncus etruscus (white-toothed pygmy shrew), 1824 nucleotides. RefSeq names its product prostaglandin-endoperoxide synthase 2 (gene PTGS2). Bases 1 to 1824 code for a protein of 607 amino acids. The transcript has 10 exons. NCBI's taxonomy places the organism in Eukaryota, Metazoa, Chordata, Mammalia, Eulipotyphla, Soricidae. Gene Ontology annotation, molecular function: heme binding; oxidoreductase activity, acting on single donors with incorporation of molecular oxygen, incorporation of two atoms of oxygen; prostaglandin-endoperoxide synthase activity. Gene Ontology annotation, cellular component: neuron projection; cytoplasm. The record is from RefSeq and is a predicted model, not a curated record. Gene Ontology annotation, biological process: response to oxidative stress; cyclooxygenase pathway.